Messenger RNA from Branchiostoma floridae (Florida lancelet), 1245 nucleotides. Its product is annotated as epithelial-stromal interaction protein 1-like. The record is from RefSeq and is a predicted model, not a curated record. The transcript has 8 exons. Bases 134 to 1030 code for a protein of 298 amino acids. Lineage: Eukaryota; Metazoa; Chordata; Leptocardii; Amphioxiformes; Branchiostomatidae.
UGCAUUAUGGGUGUUCGGUACUUUCCCAAACUUUCAAGAUGGCGUCAUCCUGGAUGUAAACAAACCAGUUUUACACCGAAACUGCCCCGUCAGAGUUUCUGUUCCGCUUUCUGGGGCUCGCAAAAGGUUUGAGAUGAGUCGAUCGUUCACUGUGCGGCCUACGAACGCUAAACAACAGCGUCCGGGUAUGGAAGGGGCGAGUCCUGGCCGCGGUGUGGGGAGAGGAAGGGGGAGGGGGGCGCCUGGUAACCAGGGACCGAGCUACCGAGACAUAGGACAGGGGGCCAGACCGAGGGACAGAACUGUGUCCGGAGGAACUGGACACCAGGAGGCUACUGGUCAGCAGACUGAGGGAAAUGGCAACGCAAUACCCGACGAAAGGUUCAAAAGAGGAGACGGCUACACCUUGGUGGUACCAAAUGAGAAGAAAAGGCAGAGUGUCUUAAAACAAGGACAGAAAGAACUGGAAGCCUACCAGAAGCACAAAGAGAGCAGAAGACCUGCAAACUUCUCGUAUGUUGGUACUGUAGGUGGACCAAACAUACCUGAAGAUGAAGUCAGGAGACAACAAGCACAGGAGGACAGGAGGCAGAAGAUGAACAUGAGGGACAAGAGAGAACAAUAUAGACAAACCCAGAAACAACAGGAAGAUAAACAAAUACAGAUGAAAAAGGACUACUACAGAGGACAGGCUCAGAAGAAAGAAGUAAGACAAAAGAAAGAGACCAAGGAAAGAGAAAAGAAGUGGGCAGAAGACCACAGACAAAAGAAUCAGGCUUUUCUGGAUAGACUGGAGGCACAACAGAAGGGAGGGAGACCCCAUGCAGGUGUCAGGAGUACUGCAGGUGGCAGCCAUGACAGAAAGGAAGUAGUCGAAGAGGAGCAGGAGGAGGGAGCUUUUGAGGGGGAGGAAAAUCCACUUGCAGAACUACGUGACCUUUACCCCAAUUAUGACAUACAGAUGUUGUCAGAAAUCCUACAAAGCACUGAUGGUGACUUAGAUGAAGCUAUUGCCUUACUUAAAGUUUAGUGUAUUGAUAUCACGGUCAAAACAGGAAAUAACAGAACAGAAUGUUGUCUUCUAGUGCUAUUGUUUACACUGUGCAGCAAUAUCCUUCAUAGAGAUGGAUUAAUUUGGUUUAAACAUUUAAGGACCUUUCAAGUGGCUUUUAUAGUGCAUAGAAAAACAAUAUUUGGCAAGUGUAAGGAGGUGGAUAGAACUGGAACUUUGUGCAAGUGCCUCAA